This is a messenger RNA of Pocillopora damicornis (cauliflower coral), 2599 nucleotides long. RefSeq lists its product as uncharacterized. Gene Ontology annotation, biological process: polyamine catabolic process. Gene Ontology annotation, molecular function: oxidoreductase activity. The record is from RefSeq and is a predicted model, not a curated record. NCBI's taxonomy places the organism in Eukaryota, Metazoa, Cnidaria, Anthozoa, Scleractinia, Pocilloporidae.
GGAUCCUUUGCUGAUGAACCACGUUCUAUCUGGGAAAGUAAAUUAGACAAUCUGCGAGGAAUUUUUACCAACUACGCUGGUUUUUAUGUUAUGGUGAGCAUAGCCAAACUUAAUUCGUAGUCAUUUUUAGGCGAAAUCAUUUGUGUGCUGGGGCGUGAUCUAUGUGCUUCUGUUGAGUGACAGCUGCCACUGCAGCGUUUUUACGUUUUGACAGAGUAAUUUUGCAGACGAUACACCGGGCACAGAUUUGUUGAAUCAUACUGGAAAGUUAAAUAUAUCUUGUCUACGUCAUGUCCGCAUGAAACAUAUAGGAGCAGCCUGAUGAAAUAAAAAGCGACAUUUCAGAGAUCUGGAACGUAUUUGUCAUCUGAAAUUGUUGCUACAAUUGUAAAGAUGAGUUUAAUUUUCUUUUGACUGUUUGAUCACCUUCAUUGUAGCAGCUUGAGGAAAAAAAGUUGCUUCUCUUUUGCUAUUGACUUCGCUGAUGCUUGCUGAACUCAGUAGUACCGGCACCUUAGAAAAAGACCGAGUUCUUGACGAAAGAGGUGAGUGAAAGUAGUCUGGAAGUUUUUUCACUUUUUUUUUCCACUCAAGCUAUAAUGCUUUGGAUUAAUAUAUUAAAAAGAAAGAACUAAGAGCUACAUCAUUUUGUAAACGAAUAUAAGAUUUGAAAUUCUUGUCAGCAGCAAAUAUGAUUUGGUAACUAGUGUUCCAGGUUUGGUAGUCUGAUAUGUCUGUGAGUUAUCUAACAAUAUAAACAAAACAUUAUUAAUUGUUCAAGGAAGUGUAAAAGUUUAUUGUAAUUGCAGGAGUGUGAUUUACAGAAUGGAGAAAAGUGGUAUAUGUCUGUUUCUAUUCGUGCUUCAACUGUUUCCUGUAAGAAACGUUGAUGGCCGACAAAUCCCUGACCGUAGACCAGUAACACGCCGGGCAAAAAUUUUGAUUCUCGGAGCAGGUGUUGCAGGAAUUGUUGCAGCAAAAACUCUGAAAGAAAACGGCAUAAAUGACUUCUUGAUCCUUGAAGCUCAGGAUUACAUUGGAGGACGUUUCAAACAGGAGUCGUUCGCAGGAGUAAAACUUGAAGAAGGAGCGAACUGGAUCCAUUAUGCUAGUGAUAAAAAGAAUCCUCUAUGGGAUCUUAAAGAAAAACACAAUCUGAGAGGGAUUUAUACCAACUACAGUGAUGUUAUAAUUAGAGACGAACGAGGGCGAGACAUCACAGACCGUCACUUACUGAAGCAGUUUGCUGAGGCCGAAGAGAAGCUCGAAGAAUUAUCAAGAGAAAGAUCUAACGAUCAGCGACCAGAUAUGUCCGUAAGGGCCGCACUAUCGAGUGUUGGUUGGAGACCUGACACUCCAGCUAAGAGGGUUAUUGAAUACUCCGUCCUGGACUUCGAGUUCGCUGAAAAACCAAAGAUGGAAUCAUUGACGGGCUUUGGAUCUCGCUCAGUCGACUUCUUUGUUGCUGAUCCUCGAGGAUAUGGAAGUAUCUUUCUAAACAUGGCAGAUGAUUUUAAAGACAAAAUCCUUUUGAACAAGGUAGUUAAGUCUGUUUUUUACAACCGCUAUGGUGUUAGAGUUAGUACCGUGGAUGGGGAGACAUACUUUGGAAGCUAUGGACUGUGCACGUUCAGCACAGGUGUGCUGUCAAGUGAUUCCGUCGCCUUCUCACCUAAACUUCCUCAGUGGAAAAUUGAAGCCAUUAACAAGAUUCCAUUGGCGCACUACACGAAAAUUUUCAUUAAGUUUCCCUUUAAGUUCUGGGACAGCCAUGAAUUCAUCUUGUAUGCUCACCGUGUUAGGGGGUACUACCCAAUAUGGAUGGACAUCGAGGCACGUGACAUUUUGCCAGGCUCAGCCAUCCUGCACGUGACUGUCACUGGUGAGAUGAGCCUCAAAGUGGAGAGUCAGCCGGAAUCGGAGACGCUGAAAGAAAUCAUGACAGAGCUGAAGAAGGUUUAUGGCGCCAAUAUCCCAGAGGCUGAAGGUAUAUUCUACAGUAAAUGGUCCCAAAACCCUUUUGUCCGUGGAUCGUAUGCAAACGCCGAGGUUGGAACUACUGCUGCAGACUUUCAUAACUUGGGAGGAAAGUUGGGCAAGCUUUAUUUCGCUGGAGACGCAGUUGAUCCCGAUUGGUGGGGAUUUGCACAAGGCUCCUACUUCUCUGGAGAAAAGAAAGCAAAGGAAAUCCUUCAAUGCAUGAAAAACAACUGCGAAUUAUUUUGGCCUAAAGCGAAUGUUGUUCAGGAAGUGUACACGAAUCCAUGACGCUGCUCUUCAAUUCAAAUGAUGAAUCGACCAUUGUUUUAUCAAAUCUUUGAAUGACUAUUUUAUCAGUGUAUAUUAUAUGAUUGGACACAUUGAAACUGACUGUUUUCUGUUUGCGUGCGAGUUCUGUAGCUUCUUUAUGCGAGAUUCUUGGAACUAAUAGAGGAGCUUGGUGCCAAGUAUUUCGUUUACAUUACAUGUUUUUUUUAUCAACCAUCAUCACUUCUUUGUCAGUUUUGAGAUGAGAUUUAGUCACGAUUUCAAGGUAAAAUGUUUUAACUCGCUGUACUUUUCAUCACUGAAAUAAAAUGGUCAUCUAAAUUCUUAAGUA